UUCAUUCUUACAAACGUUGCGACGUUCCAGCGAGUCUCCGUUUACUGGUGUGAUAGUGUAGUCGAAAGUGUUUGUGACUUUUUUAGUUAAAAAUUUGUGUGUUCGGGUUAAUUUUUUGGUUAAUUUUUUUCGGUUAAUUACUUGGUUGUACUCGAGUUAUACAUGAAAUAUAUGCUAUUCGAAUUUCGUCAAUAUUAGCCGGAGAUUGAUCACGUAAAUCGUUCGAGUUACCACGAUUGUUAUACUCGAAUUUUUAUGUUUAUUGCGUUAAAGUUAACGAAAAAAAAACUAUAAUGAUUAUUUUUAUUAAAUUUCUAAAAUUAUAACACAAUUAAAAUUUUCAAUAAUGUUUCAAGUUAAAAUGUUAUAAAAUAUUGUGAUUAUUUGACUGGAGGGUACUCGGAAAUUUCCGAGUAAUCAUUCCAGAGAGUUGUUUAAUCUAAAGUGUCUGUUACUGGAUAACCAUUUCGGAAAAAAAGAAAAUCAGAUUUGCCAUCAUGGGUUGUGCUAUGUCCGCAGAAGAGAGGGCAGCUUUAGCCAGGAGUCGGCAGAUUGAAAAAAAUUUGAAGGAAGAUGGCCUUCAAGCAGCUAAAGAUAUCAAACUUUUAUUACUCGGUGCUGGAGAAUCGGGAAAAAGUACCAUUGUUAAACAGAUGAAAAUUAUACACGAAAGUGGAUUUACAUCAGAAGACUUCAAACAAUAUCGACCCGUUGUUUAUAGUAAUACCGUGCAAUCACUAGUCGCUAUAUUAAGAGCAAUGCCAAAUUUAAUUAUACCCUUUGGAAGCCCCGAAAGAGAGACGGAUUCAAAAAUGGUAUUUGACGUUAUCCAACGAAUGGAAGACACCGAACCGUUUUCAGACGAGCUUUUAGCAGCUAUGAAAAGGCUUUGGGCUGAUACAGGUGUACAAGAAUGUUUUGGUAGAUCUAACGAAUAUCAACUAAACGAUUCCGCUAAAUAUUUUUUAGAUGACUUAGACCGAUUAGGAGCUAAAGAUUACCAACCAACAGAACAAGAUAUACUUAGAACAAGAGUGAAAACCACCGGCAUAGUAGAAGUACAUUUUUCAUUUAAAAAUUUAAAUUUCAAAUUGUUCGACGUGGGCGGACAAAGGUCAGAAAGAAAAAAAUGGAUACAUUGUUUCGAAGAUGUAACCGCUAUUAUUUUCUGCGUCGCUAUGUCAGAAUACGAUCAAGUUUUACACGAGGACGAAACCACGAAUCGAAUGCAAGAAAGUUUAAAACUUUUUGAUUCUAUAUGUAAUAACAAGUGGUUCACCGAUACGUCCAUCAUAUUGUUCUUAAACAAGAAGGAUUUGUUUGAAGAAAAAAUCAAAAAAUCUCCUCUUACCAUUUGUUUUCCAGAAUACACAGGCGCUCAAGAAUACGGAGAAGCAGCUGCAUACAUUCAAGCUCAGUUUGAAGCGAAGAACAAAUCUACUACUAAAGAAAUUUACUGCCAUAUGACUUGCGCAACGGACACCAACAACAUACAAUUUGUAUUCGACGCUGUUACCGAUGUUAUAAUAGCGAACAAUCUACGAGGUUGUGGCCUUUAUUGAACGCCGUACAUACCAUACCUAUCAAUAUCGACGAGAAAAUAUGUUAAUAUAGGAUUCCUUGUGUCUAAUUUAGUCAAAUUUAACGACGGUUUAACUGUCGUAAUAUACAUUCGUUAUAAAUGUUAAAUUAUUAUUGUAAAAUUCGUGUUUUAUAACGAUAAAGCAUAAUUUUACCCGCCAACGUUACUUCUUUUUUUCCCUUUUUUUACUUUACGUUAAUAUUUAAGUAAGUCUCGCAGUUUCAGCAUUUCCCUUCACACAUAUAGGCGUCGGUCAUCGUCUACACCGAUGAUCAAUUUUCACCGCAGCUCGCGACCAAUGUGGCUGAAAUGGCGACGAGAAAAAGUAAUUCAUUAAAUAUGUAUAUGAAUGUGUGCGCGUAAAAUUGAAAUAAUUAUCAGGUUUCAAAAAAGUUGCAUGUUCAAAUGAGUAUCUUUUUAAAAAAAAUUUACCAUAAUCGAACAUUUUGUUCAAAUAUAUAGUACCUAUAUGUUAAUAUUUUAAAUUUGUUUUUAUGUUUUUUGUUUUAUUCUUUGUCCCCUUUCCCCCUUUUUUUCUUAUUAUGUAGAAUAUCAACUCGAAUCGAAUCGAAGUGGAAAUUGCAUGGAAAAUAUUCAAUCAUGAAUUAUAAUUUAACUCAAAGUUUUUAAUUUCGUUUUGUAACGCGGUAUCGAUUUUAUGUUAAGCGUAUUCCAAAGAAAAUGAAUAUUAAAGAUGACAAAGUUUAAUUAACUUGAAAUAAUAAUGUUAGUUCUAGAUUUGACAUGUUUACUAAGAUAUUAAAGGGUCCAAGAAAACCUUUGUGAUAAGUUAUAUCAUCAUCGACGAUUCGUCCCCGAAUAGUAGGGUGUUUAUAAAUGUACGCAAAGGAUUGCCCCGUUUGUUGCCGCAUUAAUCGGAUAUGAUGGACGUAACGUAUUGUAUUAUCGAAAAGGUUUUGUAUUCUUUUUUUGUAGUAUCCCCGUGAAAUAUUCGCUUACCUAUGCGAAUAAUUCACAUUUUGUAAGGCAAAAUUUUAAAGUAACGGAAAUGCAUUUAUUACUAUUUACUAUCUCCUCUUUCCUUCUCUCUUUUUAUUGUAUUAUACUUUAAUUUCGUGUUAGAAAUACGAGUAUUUUUCUUUUUGAAAAAAAAAAACAAUGUAUGAGUUAUUUUUUUAUGAUUUUUUUUUGUCUUAUAAAAAUUAUUCAGAAUUCAGAUAUGGGUUGGCUCGUUUAUUUUACGAUGUAUGGUUUUGAAAAUGCAAUAUAUUUGCUCAAAUGUAACCAAGAAAAGAAAUUAAUCCCACUUAUACGAACGCCCGUCAGAACAAACUAUAAUUAUUGGAAAAUUGUACAGUAAUAUUUAUUAAGGCAAUGUGCAAUCUUGUUUUACCAUUUAAUCAAAAUUAUAUUCUAAAAUUUGUUUUCUAGUCAGAAAAUAGUCGCACAUUGACAAAGUGAUAAGUUUAAGAAUUGAUAGGCUAUGAAAGAGGUCGUCGUAAUUUUUCACGGGCCAAUCCUGUACGCUGAUCGAGUAACACUUUAAAAUUAACUUUAUCCUUCUAAUGUGUUUGUUUUAUUUUGGUUAUGAUUUGUUAACUUGAAAAUGUUUUGUCAUUUGUUUUUAUAAAUAUUUUAAUAUUUUUUUUUUGUUUUUUUGUUUUGUACUGGAAUGUCUGUGUUUAAUUUUUUUUUAUUUCUUUCGUAAAUUACGUAAAAUUAUCAUAUUUUGUUAACAUUCCUUUUAUGUUGGUAGUUGUAUUUUGUUAUUAAGUGUGUUUUACCAGAAGGGAAAAAAUUUAAUCUUUACAGUUUUAUAUUCGCGUGAGCGUUUUAAUUUUUAAAAUCAAUUCUAACGUAUUUGGAAAUGACGUUUACGUGUUGUUUGAAAAUUUUUCUAGAAUCCGUUUUAAGAAAUACCUAUUUUUCUUUAUUUCAUUCCUUUCCAUCUCUAUACUCGCUCGUCAUACUUAAAUUUUGAUCGAAGCAUGCGGUUGUUUGAGCCUUGUAUGAGAAUUUAACGUAAUGUUAUUCAGUCUAUGCAAUAGUAAACAAUUGGACCAGUUAGUUAAUAAACCUAUAUAAUGUUAAUAGUUAAAUUAUUAAAAUUAUAUCGAUCAGUUGUGAAACUAAUCGUAUCGUUUUUUCGAUUACGUCGUUUCGAAAUUAUUCCUAUUGCGAUAAUUUGUUUUUUAUGAACGUAUUAUCGAUAUUCCAUUAAUUUUUUUUUAAAACAUACGUACAAAUACGUUAUUAUUUACCGUAAAAAAGAAUGAGAGAAAGGUGUGUUUUUUUUGUUUUUUUUUAAAAAUUGGCGAAUCAUUUCGAAUAUGUUCUAGCAAGUUAGUCUUUAUUUAUAGCGUGUAAUUUUCAACAAUUUAGCCUGACUUUUCGACGUGUGAGCGUGAAUUAACAUCAUUUCUACUUCACAUGAGUGUACAUUUUAUUAUAAUUAUGUAAAAUCUAAUUUAAUAAUCGAAUAUUUAUAAAUAAUAUUUCAUCGGAAAUUUAAUGUAUAAAAGCUUUUUUGUAUUUUUAACAUACAAAUAGCGUGUGCUUUGUUUUCUUAUAACAUUAAGAAUUAUAUCUCUUCCUGCAAAAAAAAAAAAAAACUGCAUAAGCAUUUCUUCACCAUUUUUUUUUUUUUUAUUCCAUCGAUGGUCUACCAUACUUCGAUUUUGUUUUCAUUUUAAUAAUAAGGAUUUUUUGCCUCUUUUACGAGGCGAAAACGAGAUAUAGCAAAAUUGUGUAAUUUUAAUCACGUAUUCAAUUUUCAUAUUUGCACAAAUUUUUUUUAAAUAAGAGUACAAAAAGAAUAUUGUACAGGCAGCGCAUUAUGAGUAGUAAAACAAAGUUACGCAGCUUUAAUGCUGUUUUUUUCGGUUUAUUGGUCAUUUUUUUUUGAAACAAUCAAAAUAUUUAGUAUAUCCUAAAGCUUUAGAUUUUUUUUUUUUCAAAGAGUAUGAAAUCAAAAUAUUUUUAACUAUUAGACUUACGUUUAGAUAUUAACCAUUAUUUUACAUUAUAUUGCGUUUUAUUUUCGAUUUUUUUUUGUCAUACAAUUACGCGUUGUAAAUAACGAAUGUUAUCGUAUUGUUUAAGAUGGCGGAAGAAUAAUAUAUUUGAUAUUUAUGUUUUAAAAAAACGUUAAUUCGAUUCUAGUCACAGUCAGCAAAAAGAGAAAAAAUAAAUAAAAACUAUUUAAAAUUAGAUAUCGGUUAAAAUGUCAUUACAUAAUAUUUUGUAACGUUUUAUUUUAACUGGUAGUAUAAUAAACAUUUUUUAAAUAAGUUUAUUAGGUUGUAUAUUAGGUAAUUGUAUUAUUGCUGGUUGUUGAUAUUGCUUUCAUUUAUUUAAUUUUUUUUUCAAUUGGUUCAUGAUUUUAAUUCAAUAUACGCCACUUGUCAUGUA
This is a messenger RNA of Planococcus citri (citrus mealybug), 4954 nucleotides long. RefSeq names its product G protein alpha o subunit (gene Galphao). Gene Ontology annotation, cellular component: heterotrimeric G-protein complex. Gene Ontology annotation, biological process: adenylate cyclase-modulating G protein-coupled receptor signaling pathway. NCBI's taxonomy places the organism in Eukaryota, Metazoa, Arthropoda, Insecta, Hemiptera, Pseudococcidae. The coding region runs from base 498 to 1562 and encodes 354 amino acids. The transcript is spliced from 8 exons. The record is from RefSeq and is a predicted model, not a curated record. Gene Ontology annotation, molecular function: G protein-coupled receptor binding; G-protein beta/gamma-subunit complex binding; GTP binding.